AUGGAAAGGAAUGUCCGUCUUGUUGACCGUUACGACAAUGACAUGAUCUCUGAAGGAUUCGUUCUUGUCUACAUCAACGGAACCUGGGGAACCAUCUGCAACCUGGCCUGGGGUCGAGCAGACUCUGAGGUCACGUGUUUCGAACUUGGGUUCAGUGGAGCAGUGCUUAUCGACCAUAGUACAUAUAAACCGCACCCUGGCAAUAUUCUCUAUGAUGUACGAUGUGUUGGGAACGAGACGACUAUUUUAGAUUGUCCGAGUAGCGAUGUCGAUGAAGGGGGAGACUGUUGGGCUCCAGCGAAAGCCUACGCUUCUUGCACAAAUUAUACAGUUCGCUUGACAGGAGCCCACUUUCCCGGUGAAGGCAGAGUAGAGGUGUUCUACCUAGGAUCCUGGAGACCAGUUUGUAGUGACCAUUGGGAUCUCAGCGAUGGACGCGUUGCUUGCAGAGAACUUGGACUUGGUACAGCACUAGACGUCGACCAUAGUUUUAUUUCUUCUGAGGAAAUGGGAGAUUAUAUCUUGAAUGAUGUGAGAUGUAAUGGAAGUGAAUCUAGGAUAUUGGACUGUCCAGGAUCCACUUUUAUCAUUGGCAAAUGUAACUCUACCCGCAGCGCCAGAGUUCGAUGCUCAGAUGGAGUUCGUCUGGUUGAUGGCAGAAAUAGCAGCGAAGGAAGAGUGGAAUUUUUCUUUAAAUCAACCUGGGGUACUGUUUGUACUGAAUCUUGGACCUUGAAUGAUGCGCAUGUCGUAUGCAAGAGUUUAGGGUUCGCCUGUGCAUUAAAAGCUUUUACUGAGCUUGAAUUCGGCUAUGGUUCAAGCAAUGUAUAUCUUGAGGAUGCCCGUUGCACUGGGAGGGAAACAAAUAUCCUAAACUGUCCAAAUGCACAGUUUGGAGUAAGAGACACCUGCCUUUUCGCGGGUGCUGGUGUUUUAUGCUCUACUGAAGACGAACACAUCGAUCUGGUUGAUAGUUCCAACUUCUUGGAUAGUUUAGUCGUGUACUACUACAACGGCCAGCAUAGAUCUGUCUGCCGUGACUCCUGGGACAUGGCCGACGCUCACGUUGUCUGCAGAAGUCUUGAGCUGGGAUAUGCGGUAAUAAUUCCUAACUCUGACAUAUCAGAUGGCAGUGGGAAUGAAGUUACUCUUGAUUGUGUAUAUUGCUCUGGCAAUGAGUCUUCGUUCUUUGAUUGUCCUGGAGUGGGUAUUGCUUGUGAAAGUAGCUGCAAUGAUUCUCGAGAUGCCAGAGUGAUGUGCUCAGGAGGAAACGUCUGUUUAACAAGUUGGUGUAACCUUGGAAUGAAUUCGCAAGGUAUGGGAAAACGUUAA
Molecule: messenger RNA, 1332 nt
Organism: Strongylocentrotus purpuratus (purple sea urchin)
Lineage: Eukaryota; Metazoa; Echinodermata; Echinoidea; Camarodonta; Strongylocentrotidae
Product: neurotrypsin-like
Exons: 6
Coding region: 1-1332 (443 amino acids)
Cellular component (GO): membrane
Source: RefSeq, a predicted model, not a curated record